Messenger RNA from Lolium rigidum, 1610 nucleotides. Its product is annotated as berberine bridge enzyme-like Cyn d 4. The record is from RefSeq and is a predicted model, not a curated record. Bases 42 to 1610 code for a protein of 522 amino acids. Gene Ontology annotation, molecular function: FAD binding; oxidoreductase activity. The transcript has a single exon. NCBI's taxonomy places the organism in Eukaryota, Viridiplantae, Streptophyta, Magnoliopsida, Poales, Poaceae.
AGCACAGCUCUCUCGCUGCCACAAGCAAAUGAGAAUAUGAGAUGAUGGCUAUGCUCAAACGCCUACUCUCGUUACUCCUGAGCUGCUUCUCCUGGUACCUCAUCUCGCUCCCUUCCCCACCUUACCCUGAUCCUGCUGAGUUCAUCCAAUGCCUACGGGAGAAGAUCCCUAGCGAGCUCGUCUACGAGCAGAGCUCCAGCAACUUCACCGACGUGCUGGCCUCCUCCAUCAAGAACCCCAGGUUCUUCACCAACGCCACGGCGAGGCCGCUCUGCAUCGUGACGCCGACCGACGCCCGCCACGUCCAGGCCGCCGUGCUCUGCGGCCGCCGGCACGGCGUGCGCCUCCGCGUGCGCAGCGGCGGCCACGACUACGAGGGUCUGUCCUACCGGUCGCCACGGCCCGACGAGGUGUUCGGGGUGCUCGACCUUGCCAGCCUCCGCUCCGUAAGCGUCAACCGUUCCGAGUCCACGGCUUGGGUCGACUCCGGCGCGACCCUCGGGGAGCUCUACUACGCCAUCGCGAGGAACAACUCGCGGGUCGCGUUCCCGGCCGGCGAGUGCCCGACCGUCGGCGUGGGCGGCCAGUUCAGCGGCGGGGGCAUCGGGAUGAUGAUGCGCAAAUACGGCCUCUCCAUCGACAAUGUCCUGGACGCCAGGAUGGUCAACGCCAACGGGGAUCUCCUGGACAGGGACGGCAUGGGGGAGGACCUCUUCUGGGCCAUCCGAGGCGGCGGGGGCGAGAGCUUCGGCGUCGUGCUCUCGUGGAAGAUCCAGCUCGUGCAGGUCCCACCGACGGUGACCGUGUUCAGCAUCGGGAAGACGCUUGACCAGGGCGCCAUCGACAUCCUCACCAGAUGGCAAGUUGUGGGGCCAUCACUCCCUGACGACCUCGCCAUCAGGGUCAAAGUGCAGGGGCAGGAAGCCCUGUUCCUGGCCGUGUACCUCGGCACGUGCAGCUCGCUCGUGGCCACGAUGGGCCGUCGGUUCCCGGAGCUCGGCAUGACGAGCGCCGACUGCCGGUCCAUGACCUGGCUCGAGUCCGCGGCAUUGUCCUUCACCACCUUGGCCAACAUCGGCACGCCGGAGGAGGUGCUCCUGAACAGGACCAGCAGCCUGAACUUCUCCAACAAGGGCAAGUCCGACUACGUUCGGCGGCCCAUCUCCAAGGCCGCCUGGAACGACAUCUUCUCCUGGUUCAACACGAGCGGCUCCAGGUACAUCAUGCUGGAGCCCCACGGCGGGUUCAUGGACAGAGUCCCCGCCGACGCGACGCCGUACCCGCACCGGAACGGCGUGCUCUACAUCAUCCAGUACCUCGUGUUCUGGCAGGGCGGCGGCGGCACGGCACCGCCGGCGGCCUGGCUGGACGACUUCUACGACUUCAUGGGGCAGCACGUGAGCACGAACCCGAGGCGGGCGUACGUCAACUUCCGGGACCUGGACAUCGGCCAGAACGUGGUGGUGGACGACGUGAGCACUUUCGACGGCGGCGAGGUCUGGGGCGAGCGGUACUUCAUGAGCAACUACCGCAGGCUCGCGACGGUGAAAGCGGCGGUGGAUCCGACAGACUACUUCAGAAACGAGCAGAGCAUCCCGCCGUUGCUCUAG